CUUCCGGUAUUAAUGGCGUUCGAUUGAAAGAAGCAGACGAGCCAUGGAUGCCUCCCGCCGGGGCAUAUAUGACGCUGCCCUGAUGGGCAUCUUGUCCAACGAAGGUCAAAUAUAUCCGUUCCUAGAUGCCAUCUUCGAUUUCCUUUAUCGCCGUACUGACUUCUACCGAAUCAAGUCCUCUCCCUCCGACAAGCUUGGAUUUUCUCCAGGUGUCGCAAGGCGCAUAGUGAGAGCGGCCUUCGAGUCGUACAACAAGCUUGCAAAUGAGGCCCAAAAGAAGGCAGGCCCUGCUGCCCCGGUCAUAACCCAGCCUGAAGAGUUGCUCCAAAUCGCCACUGAGGUUGAAGUUGAGACCACCACCUCAGACGAUACGCUUGAAUCAACUACGAGUGAGAGUGUGGCAGCUGAACCGGUGGAGACCGUUGCCACCGCCGCAAAGUCAAAGUCCCAGUGCUCGCAGAAGGGAGACGCUGGCAACAUCGAGCCCACAGAAAACGGCAAGGCGGAUGGCCCCAGCAUCAGCGCCCCAAAAGCAGGCGAUGAAAAUGGGGAUCCUGACUAUGAUCCUGUGCAGGCCAAGUUUCAGAGCCAUCCCGAGAGCUACAAUGGUGCCAUCCGCGACAACUACUGCUGGAGCCAGAGCAUUCGAGACCUCGAUGUCCGAGUCAAGGUCGGCUCUGACGUGACGUCGCGAAACCAGGUCCGAGUGACCAUUCACCCCAACCACCUCAAGGUGGAGCUGCUGGACCUCGUGACAAAGACGUGGGCGGUGCACGUUGAUGACGACCUGCACUCCCGCAUCAAACUCGACGAGUCCAUCUGGACCCUGGUGCCCGGGGACCACGUACUGGUGAACUUGGAGAAGGCCACCGAAUUGUGGUGGGACCGACUGCUCGUGAACGAGCCCAAGAUCAACAUUCGUGCCAUCGACCCGACCAAGCCCUUCGAGGACCUAGACCCAGAGUCUCAAGCCAAAAUCCAGGAGCUGACUUACAACAACCUCCUCAAGCAGGCUGGGCGCAAGACUCCCCAGGAAGAGAAAGUGGAGAACCUGCUCCGCGAAGCUUGGGACAAGGAUGGGUCACCGUUCAAGGGGCAGCCCUUUGACCCCAGCAUUGUGAACCUGUCUGGGUGCAACGGCAACAUCUGACAACUUCUCUUCUUCGCUUGUGUCGCCAUCUUUCAAGUUCCUGACCUUCAAUGGUGUGCGUGUGUGUGCGCACACUAUUCACGACGACUGCGACACCCUGCGUUGGCCGAGUGGCUCACUGUGAAGUGUCUUUUGCAUGCCCAAACUUUGACAGCAUCUGACCUACUCAUUAAGAACUGACCUUUGCCUACGCAUGACAAGAACCAUAUGUGACCACUGCGCAGUGCUCCUAGAUAUCAGUGACAGUGCAAAAUGUUACCUGAAACCUCGCCAGCAGCAAAAAAAAAAAGGGUUCGAGAAGAGCAGCAUUGUGCUGUUGCUGCCUUACAAACUCGGCACACUAGCUCCUCCAGUCUUUCUCAAGUGUGUGUGGUCUACGCAAUUAAGGCGUUGGAAAGAAUGCCUCCUUGCGACUGCAACUAGUCCUCGCAGUGACAGCCGUUGUUCUCCCAAAACUAAAUUAUUGCCGUUAUUAAAAGUCUGAACAGCGUUUCAAACUUUAA
Molecule: messenger RNA, 1653 nt
Organism: Dermacentor albipictus
Lineage: Eukaryota; Metazoa; Arthropoda; Arachnida; Ixodida; Ixodidae
Product: nudC domain-containing protein 3
Biological process (GO): protein folding
Cellular component (GO): cytoplasm
Source: RefSeq, a predicted model, not a curated record